Molecule: messenger RNA, 5586 nt
Organism: Otolemur garnettii (small-eared galago)
Lineage: Eukaryota; Metazoa; Chordata; Mammalia; Primates; Galagidae
Gene: TTBK2
Product: tau tubulin kinase 2
Exons: 15
Coding region: 139-3873 (1244 amino acids)
Biological process (GO): cilium assembly; peptidyl-serine phosphorylation; signal transduction
Cellular component (GO): ciliary basal body; ciliary transition zone; cytoplasm
Molecular function (GO): ATP binding; protein serine/threonine kinase activity
Source: RefSeq, a predicted model, not a curated record
CCCCUGCCGGUCCCGGCCCUGAACUGGACCCGAGCCCACCGCCCGAAAUCCCUGCGUCCGCCACGGCCCAGGUUAAAUGGAAACCACCCUUGGGAACUGGAUGCCAGUGUAGCUGUUCUACCAUAUCAGUGUAUUGCAAUGAGUGGGGGAGGAGAGCAACCAGAUAUCCUGAGUGUUGGAAUCCUGGUGAAAGAAAGAUGGAAAGUGUUGAGAAAGAUUGGAGGUGGGGGAUUUGGAGAAAUUUACGAUGCCUUGGACAUGCUUACCAGGGAAAAUGUUGCACUGAAGGUGGAAUCAGCUCAACAACCAAAACAAGUACUAAAAAUGGAGGUUGCUGUUUUAAAAAAACUACAAGGGAAAGACCAUGUUUGUAGAUUUAUUGGCUGUGGGAGGAAUGAUCGAUUCAACUAUGUGGUCAUGCAGUUGCAGGGUCGGAAUCUGGCAGAUCUUCGCCGUAGCCAGUCCCGGGGCACAUUUACCAUUAGCACUACUCUUCGGCUGGGUAGACAGAUUUUGGAGUCUAUUGAAAGCAUCCAUUCUGUGGGAUUCUUGCACCGAGACAUUAAACCGUCGAACUUCGCCAUGGGUCGCUUUCCUAGUACAUGUAGGAAAUGUUACAUGCUUGAUUUUGGCUUGGCUCGGCAGUUUACCAAUUCCUGUGGUGACGUCAGACCACCUCGAGCUGUGGCAGGCUUUCGAGGGACAGUUCGUUAUGCAUCAAUCAAUGCUCAUAGGAACAGGGAAAUGGGAAGACAUGAUGACCUUUGGUCCUUAUUCUACAUGUUGGUGGAGUUUGUGGUUGGUCAGCUGCCUUGGAGAAAAAUAAAAGACAAGGAGCAAGUAGGCUCUAUUAAGGAGAGGUAUGAUCAUAGGCUCAUGUUGAAACAUCUCCCUCCAGAAUUCAGCAUCUUCCUAGACCAUAUCUCCUCAUUGGAUUAUUUUACAAAACCGGACUACCAGCUUCUUACAUCCGUGUUUGACAACAGCAUUAAGACCUUUGGAGUAAGUGAAAGUGACCCUUUUGACUGGGAGAAGACUGGAACUGAUGGCUCCCUAACAACCACCACCACUUCUACCACCCCACAGUUGCACACCCGCUUGACCCCUGCUGCAAUUGGAAUUGCCAAUGCCACUCCCAUCCCAGGAGACUUGCUUCGAGAAAAUACAGAUGAGGUGUUUCCAGAUGAACAGCUUAGUGACGGGGAGAAUGGCAUCCCUGUUGGUGUGUCACCAGACAAAUUACCUGGAUCUCUGGGACACCCUCGUCCCCAGGAGAAAGAUGUAUGGGAAGAAAUGGAUGCCAACAAGAACAAGAUAAAGCUUGGAAUUUAUAAGGCUGCUACCGAAGAAGAGAACAGUCAUGGUCAAGCAAAUGGUAUUCUCAAUGCUCCAAGCCUUGGUUCACCAAUUCGUGUCCGCUCAGAGAUUACUCAACCAGACAGAGAUGUUCCAUUGGUGCGAAAGUUACGUUCCAUUCACAGCUUUGAGCUGGAAAAACGUCUAACACUGGAGUCAAAGCCAGAUACUGACAAAUUUCUUGAGACCUGCCUGGAGAAAAUGCAGAAAGAUUCCAAUGCAGGAAAAGAAUCUGUUCUCCCUGCUCUGCUUCAUAAGCCUUGUGUUCCUGCUGUGUCCCAUACUGACCGUGUCUGGCACUAUGAUGAAGAAUAUCUUCCAGAUGCUUCCAAGCCUGCUUCUGCCAACACCCCUGAGCAGGCAGAUGGUGGUGGCAGCAAUGGUUUUAUAGCUGUUAACCUGAGUUCUUGCAAGCAAGAGAUUGAUUCCAAAGAAUGGGUGAUUGUGGACAAGGAGCAGGACCUUCAAGAUUUUAGGACAAAUGAGGCUUUAGUCCACAAAACAACUGGAAGCCCUUCUGAUGAGGAGCCUGAAGUGCUUCAAGUCCUGGAGGAAUCACCCCAAGGUGAAAAGCUUCGAUUAGGCCCUUGGGCAGAAAAUGAUCAUUUCAAGAAGGAAAUUUCAGGUGUGGUCUUAGAACUUUCUGCGGAGUGCCCUGCCACUGUUGCUUCAGAACAGUAUAUAGAUAAGCUGGAACUCCAGGCUGGAGUGGCCAGUCAGUUUAUUGCAGCAACACCCACGAGUCAGAUGGAGGCACAAGCAGAGGGACCCCUUACAGCGAUUACAAUUCCUAGACCUUCUGUGGCAUCUACACAGUCAACUUCAGGAAGCUUUCACUGUGGUCAGCUGCCAGAGAAGAAAGAUCUUCAGCCUGUGGAGCCCACUGUGGAACUCUACUCUCCAAGGGAGAAUUUCUCUGGCUUGGUUGGGACAGAAGGCGAACCUCCCAGUGGAGGAAGCAGAACAGAUCUGGGGCUUCAGAUAGAUAACAUUGUUCAUGACAUAUUACCCAAUAUUAAAGAAAGUGACAAAUCUCAAGACCUGGGAGCAAAAGACCUUCCUGACUAUAACAGACUGGUUGGAAGAGAGUUUGAGAAUCUCCCUGGGGAAAAUGAAGAAAAAAGCAUCCUUCUAGGAUCAGAUAAUGAAGAUGAGAAGUUAAGUAAAAGGCAGCAUUGUGUUGAUAUCUCCCCUCUCCCGGGAGAUUUGGUAACUGCAAAAAAGGAUCACUCAGCUACUACUGAACCUCUUGGUGUGACAAAAGCACAGAGUUUUAGUGUGGUGCCAAAUCAAGACAAAAAUCAUGAGAUAAUGAAGCUUUUGGCAGUUGGAAAUUCAGAAAUUUCUCCAAGAGUCAUUGACCCACAUGUUGAAGGACAGAUAGGCCAGAUGGUAGCAGUGCAAAAAAGUAAACUAUCUAAGGAUGAUGAUGUCAAGAGUGAAGACUUGCCAGGUCAUCAAGGAGACCUCUCUACUUUUUUACACCAAGGUGGUAAGAGAGAUAAAAUUCCCCUUAGAAAUGGAGAGCUAUUUCAUUGUGUUUCAGAGAAUGAACAUGGACCCCCAACUCGGAAGGAUGUGGUUAGGUCAUCUUUUGUAACUAGACACAGCCGAAUCCCUGUGUUAGCACAGGAGAUAGACUCAACCUUUGAAUCACCCUCUACAGUCUCUGCAAAAGAAAAGCUCCUCCAAAAGAAAGCUUAUCAGCCAGACAUAGUCAAGCUUCUAGUGGAAAAAAGGCAAUUUAAGUCUUUCCUUGGUGACCUCUCAAGUGCCUCUGAUAAAUUGCUAGAGGAAAAACUAGGUACUGUUCCAGUUCCCUUUUCUGAGGAGGAAGUCUUUACUCCCUUUUCAAGACUGGCAGUAGAUUCUCACCUGAGUAGGUCAGCUGAAGAUAGUUUUCUGUCACCCAUUACCUCCCAGUCCAGAAAGAGCAAAAUUCCAAGGCCAGUUUCAUGGGUCAACACAGAUCAAGUCAAUAGCUCAGCUUCAUCUCAGUUCUUGCCUCGACCACCACCAGGAAAGCCACCCACAAGACCUGGAGUAGAAGCCAGGUUACGCAGAUAUAAAGUCCUAGGGAGUAGUAACUCUGACUCCGACCUUUUUUCCCGCCUGGCCCAAAUUCUUCAAAAUGGAUCUCAGAAACCCCGGAGCACUACUCAGUGCAAGAGUCCAGGAUCGCCUCACAUUCCAAAAACACCACCCAAGAGUCCAGUUGUCCCUCGCAGGAGUCCCAGUGCCUCUCCUCGAAGCUCAUCAUUGCCUCGCACAUCCAGUUCCUCACCAUCUCGGUCUGGACGGCCACACCAUGACCAGAGGAGUUCAUCCCCACAUCUGGGGAGAAGCAAGUCACCUCCCAGCCACUCAGGAUCUUCCUCUUCUAGGAGGUCCUGCCAACAAGAGCAUUGCAAACCCAGCAAGAAUGGCCUGAAAGGAUCAGGCAGCCUCCACCACCACUCAGCCAGCACUAAAACUCCCCCAGGGAAGAGUAAGCCAGCCAGUAAACUCAGCAGAUAGGAGCCGGGCUGCAUCUCUAUGAAAGGUGUGAGAUCUUCCUCUUAAACCUGAUGCAUGUGUGUCCCCGUACUGUCUAUUCAAAAAAAUCAGUGUUGAUCUUCUCUUGCAAAAGAAACAUGAUCAAUUAUUUCUAAGAAGGCAUACAUGUAUGAUAAGGAAUUACCUAUGGCAAGCAACAAGCAGAUCAGGAAUCAAUGCCUUUGCAUAGGAAGGGGCAAUACAGCAAAAUCCAAGCAGGAAAAACUGAUUAAAUGAGUUCUCAUUUUUUGGCUGCAGUUAGGAUAGGAGUCAGAAUGAAAUUUUAAGGGGUUUUGCCUAAUUUUUUAAUCCUCUACUCAAAGAUUAUAUAGCAAAAAUGAAAUUUCUUGUUUGAUAUUUUCAUUCAAAACUUACAACCCUGGAGAGUCAUUACUCAGAUAUUAGAUUGUAUAAGAAGUCUGUUGCCAGGGAGCCAGUACUCAAAUAUAUUUGGUUUGUGUGUUUAUUCAGAGUAUGGAGAAUUCACACCUUUACUUUACCUCAUUCCUAGUAACCUCCCUGAAUUUCACAUUUUUUAAAGCCAUUGUUUCUUGCCUGCUCUGAUCCCUUUUCUUUUAUCUUGAAAAAUAUGUCCUAAUAGAGUUUUAAAUCUAAUUUAAAUAGAAUUUUAAAUCCUUUUUUUUAGUCCCCUAAUAAUUUUGGAGGGAGCAACAGUUUUUAAACUAGUACAUUUUUGUUGUGAAAAAUAACUGAGAAACUUACAUGAACAAAAGAAAAUUCUAAUUAGAGCUGCUUUGCAGGCUUUAGUGUUUAGGGGGAGAGGGCCAAAGUGUGGUGCAAUAUCCUUUAUAAUAGAAGAACUCUCUUCCGCCCUGGUAAGUUUCCUCCUUGUAGAAGGAAAACUAACACAGUAGUCUGUUUCCUUAAGUCUUCUAGAUACCAAUUAUUUCUAAUGUCAACUUCUAAGAUGAUACCAGGGAAGGACAGUGGUUUGCAUUGUGACUUUAGAGAUUUAGAAAGAAAAAUAUUAAGAAAUUAGGUGUAUUAUUGAGGUUUGUAAUCCUCAAACUUUGUAUUUUAUACAUUUGGUCAAUAAGGAAUGAAUAUCUGAGGAAAUAAAUUUAGCCUAAAUAUUUUUCUUUUAAUGUUUUAUUACUUCUCCUAUAGUUUAGUUCUGUAUUUGGGCUCUUGGCUUGAUUUCCAUGUCAUUUCAAUUUAUGAAACUGUACAGAGGAUCAUUGUUUUAAUCUUACUCUUCUGCUACCAGGAAUUGGGCGAAAUUAAGUAUAUCAGACUUUUUAAACAGGCUCUUUUAUACUCUCUAGGUGUUUUAUGUUGUAAAGACCUUACUAAGGUCAGAUAAAUUGUUCUGCUUACUAUUGAAAUUUGCCUUCUAGCAAACAUCUGUGCUUUCUAUUUGACCUUGUAUUUGCUGCCAAACCUAAUAUUAUUGAAUUGGAAAGCAAAAAAAUGAAAGAAAUACAUUUCCUCACCAAGUGAACAUAUUCUAUGCUGCAUCAAAGCUGCCCUGAAGCUGCACUGAACUUAUCUUGUUCUCUUUAUCUGUGUUGAGGUUUUUUAAAAAAACAAACUAAAAACACUAUAGAGGCAUAAAAGGUCUCUUAUAAGAAAUGUAGGCUAGAAUGGAAUCUUAAUUUCUCUUCAGUUGCAAACACUACAGAGGAAUGCAAUAGAUAAGACGUAUUUGCUGUUUAUCUAAAGCAACUGUAAUAU